This is a messenger RNA of Arvicola amphibius (Eurasian water vole), 4428 nucleotides long. RefSeq names its product coagulation factor XI (gene F11). Bases 280 to 2259 code for a protein of 659 amino acids. The transcript has 16 exons. Gene Ontology annotation, biological process: proteolysis. Gene Ontology annotation, molecular function: protein binding; serine-type endopeptidase activity. Gene Ontology annotation, cellular component: extracellular region. Lineage: Eukaryota; Metazoa; Chordata; Mammalia; Rodentia; Cricetidae. The record is from RefSeq and is a predicted model, not a curated record.
AGAAAGCACACACAUUUGCUGUGUUGAAAGAGCUUGCUGCUCUCCUGAGGUAGGCGAGGUACGUUUCAUUAGCAGGGACUGAAAGGAUCUUCUCCGACACCAGACACGCUGAGCACACUGUGUGAAGACAGGAUGUCACAUGGCAAAAGAAUCCAGUACAAAUAAUUAUUUAAGGAACAUUGUCUUACGCAAGCUCAUUCAGAGGGGAACAAAACUACAUUGAAGAGAGAAAUCGCCCCAACUGAGGACUGCAGCGAAGGCAGAGGAAGUAUCUGCAGGAUGACCUCAUUACAUCAAGUGGUAUAUUUUAUCUUUGUUGUCUCAGUUUCUGGUGGCUGUGUCCCUAAGCUCUUCAAAGACACUUGCUUUCAAGGAGGUGACAUUGGUACUGUUUUCACCCCGAGUGCCAAGUACUGCCAACUGGUCUGCACCCACCACCCACGGUGCCUGCUCUUCACGUUCAUGGCUGAGUCAUCUUCCGAUGAUCCUACCAAAUGGUUUGCUUGCAUCCUGAAGGACAGCGUCGCAGAAACACUGCCAACGGUAAACACGACAGGAGCAGUUUCUGGAUAUUCGUUCAAGCAGUGCCCUCAGCAAUUAAGUGCUUGCAGCAAAGAUGUGUAUGUGGACCUAGACAUGAAGGGCAUGAACUACAACAGCUCUGUCGUGAAGAACGCUCAGGAGUGCCAAGAGAGGUGCACCAAUGAUGUCCAUUGUCACUUUUUUACAUACGCAACAGGGCGUUUUCCCAGUGUGGCGCAUCGCAAAACUUGUCUUUUGAAGUACACCCAAACGGGGACACCAACCAGAAUAACAAAGCUCAAUAACGUGGUAUCGGGAUUUUCACUGAAGUCCUGUGGCCUGUCUAACGCGGCUUGUAUUAGGGACAUUUUCCCGAACACGGUGCUUGCGGACCUCAAUGUUGGCAGCGUGCUGGCCCCAGAUGCCUUCGUCUGUCGACGCAUUUGUACACACCACCCCACUUGUUUGUUUUUUACAUUCUUUUCCCAAGAGUGGCCGAGAGAAUCUCAAAGACAUCUUUGCCUCCUUAAAACAUCUGAAAGUGGAUUACCAAGCUCACGCAUCCCAAAGAACAAUGCGCUUUCUGGCUUCAGUCUCCAGCAUUGCAAGCAUAGCACGCCAGUAUUCUGCCAUCCGUCCUUCUACAACGACACUGAUUUCUUGGGAGAAGAAUUAGAUAUUGUUGAAGUGAAGGGCCACGAAACCUGCCAGAAAACGUGCACCAAUGCUGUCCGCUGCCAGUUUUUUACCUAUUCCCCAUCUCGAGGAUCUCGCAAUGAAGGGAAGGGCAGAUGCUCCCUAAAACUGUCUUCAAACGGAUCUCCAACUAGAAUACUUCAUGGGAGGGGAGGCAUCUCUGGAUACACUUUGAGGCUGUGUAAAAUGGAUAAUGUGUGCACAACCAAAAUCAAGUCCAGGAUUGUUGGAGGAAGUGCGUCUGUUCACGGUGAGUGGCCAUGGCAGGUGGCCCUGCACAUCACCUCGCCCACCCAGGGACACCUGUGUGGAGGCUCCAUCAUCGGAAAGCAGUGGAUACUCACAGCCGCUCACUGCUUCUCUGGGACAGAGGCAUCUAAACACCUGCGUGUCUAUGGUGACAUUGUGCACCAAUCAGAAAUAAAUGAAGAUACAACUUUCUUCAGGGUUCAAGAAAUAAUCAUUCAUCAUCAAUAUAAGGCGGCAGAAAGUGGGUAUGAUAUUGCCCUGCUGAAACUGGAAUCAUCCAUGAAUUACACAGAUUCUCAGCGGCCGAUAUGCCUACCUUCCAAAGGCGAUGAGAACGUACUGUACACAGAGUGCUGGGUGACUGGAUGGGGGUACGCCAGAUCAAGAGGCGAAGUACAAAAUACUCUCCAGAAAGUCAAGAUACCAUUGGUGUCAAAUGAAGAAUGUCAGGCAAGAUACAGGAAUCAUAAAAUAACCAACAAGAUGAUCUGUGCAGGCUACAAAGAAGGGGGGAAGGAUGCGUGCAAGUUAGCAAUCAAGACAUGCCCACAGGCCAAUCUGAUGGUGGCAGCUCUUCAGCUGGAGUUCCUUCUUCUCAGAUGUGUGAGCUUGACAGCUCAGACUAACCAUUGUCACCAGCAGGACACAGGGGAGAUUCUGGAGGGCCCCUGUCCUGUAAGCACAAUGGGGUCUGGCACUUGGUGGGCAUCACGAGCUGGGGUGAAGGCUGUGGCCAGAGGGAAAGGCCAGGUGUCUACACCAAUGUGGCCAAGUAUGUGGACUGGAUUUUAGAGAAAACUCAAACGGUGUGAAAGAGUUCAGUAGGUAUCAUUUGGUGGCCCUGGAAGAAGAGAGGACAUGACCCCAGUGACGAGGACACUGGGAUGCUGUAUCCUCCACUGUAACAAACCGAAGGGGCUUGAUGGAUGUAAGAAAGUACAGAAAGAAAAUUGAUUUUUAGAACUCCUGAUCUGCAAGAAUCAUAGACUGUUUUCCACAUCCCUCCUCUACUCAGUGAGACAAAUGCAGCUGGGAGGUAUAUUUUAAGAUAAAAAUAACAGCAGAUGUACUAAGAAAGUAUCGCGCAGAGGUGCUGUUUGCCUUUUAGUCUCUGCAACAAGUACCUGAAGCCGUUCAGGGGAGCUUCUCUUGUCCACCUUUCCAGAGGUUCCAGCCUGUGAUCUGCUUGACUGGCUCCAUUGCUUUAGCUUGAGGUGGGGCAACAGGAGCCUGGAAGAGUUGCUUGCUUCAUGGUAGCCAGAAAGCAAAGGGAAACGGGGACAGGAAAGUACUGGGGACAAGACUGGUCCUUUAAGGAACCAGUACCAAUCAUCUACUUCUUCCGGUGGCAUCCCUUUACCUUCCAGUGUAAAGUUCCCACUCCUUCCCAGAUCACACCCCCGACUGGAGACAGUUCACAUGCGAACCCUAGCAGCUACCAAGAGACCAGAGGGAAAUGCCAAGAAACCAUGUAAAGGUUGGUGACUGCAAAAUCAAAACCAGAAGAAAGGCAGACAAGAGCACACAAGGACCACGUAUAGGAACCUGUUCUUCUCUGCCUAUAUCGGAUACGGAAGAUGCCGAAAUGAAGAGAGAUGUGAAGGCAGGGGGCAAGACUGGUACAGAGACUCGGCAGAAAUGAGACAGCACGUGACAACAUGAACGGGUGGACGGAACAUCCUCUGCUGUUCUAGGGGUGUCUAAGGAGUGACACUCACCCAUACGGGCACUGGGUCUGGCUACUUAGGGAAGCUGACAGAGUUCAAUGGUGGGUUUUAAGAAAAAAAAAAAAAAACAAAAUCUUUGUUAGAUUUUUAAGUGUGUAUAUGUCUCCAUGUGUGUUCAUGUAUGUGCAGGUGUGGGGCAGGGCGGAGGCGGGGCAAAGAUCAGCCUUUGCAUUCUUCCUCAUGAAGCAUUCAGCCUGUUAUUUUGAGGCAGAGUCUUACUGGAAUUUGGAGCUUCCUAAUUAGGCUAAAAAAGCUAUCCAGUAAGUUCAGAGUCCUUUCUCUCUCUACCUCCCAAAGCUGGGAUUGAGAACACGUGCUGUCAUGCCCAGCUUCAAUUUUUCCCUCUCCCUCUUUGUGUACACACAAGUGCAUGCACAGACAACACACACACACACACACACACACACACACACCAUAAAGUGUAUGUAGAGGUUAACAGACAAUCUUUGACAGUCUUCAUGAACCAAUUCUCUCCUUCCACCCUGUGAGAUCCAGAGAUGGGCAUUCGGUGUUCAGACUCAGUGGCAAAUAUCUGUACCAAUUUAGCCAUGUAUCAAGCCAGCUGGCCUGGUUUCCUGCAGAUGCUGGGCAUCAAAGCCCAGUCCUUAUGUACGCCCAGCAAGCAUUUUGACGGACUGAGCUCCCCAGUGGCCUUUUCGAUGUUCUCUGUGUAUUCCCUCAAAUCAGUCUAGACAAGCACAAUGGAUGGUGUGAAAGCAGACUCCAUAAUUUCCAUAGGGCUGUGUUUAGGAGGAGCAACUCCCCAAGAGCUGGCACCUUGACGAUUCAUCUUGAUGUGCUUGUCUCGAAAAGCCUCUCUGCACAACCUAUGCUCCCAUUGUCAGUAUUUUGGUAAAGAACAGAUUGAUGGAGAUAAGGUAGACAAGCCAAAGCCUCCCUGAGAUCUGCUAGAGAGUGCAUCUCUACAGAGAGCUGAGUAAUGAAUGCGUUCAGCAGAAAUGAAUGUCGAAAACAUACAUAGGACAGUAAAAGAUAAUUUAGGAGCCAACAUGGUUUGGGUAUAGUCUUCAGCAUCCUCAAACAGCUCCCUAUAUUCCUGACUUUCUCUAGGCAUGGGGCAAUAACGUAGUGUUUGAACUGAGAUGACAUCAUUUUCAAUAACUAUACAAGCUGUGUAAAAUGACAAACAUCUAUUGAACACAAUUAUGUGACAGUGUCUCCUGGAGCUUUGGGGAUUUAGGCAUUGUCAAUAAAUUAUUUCUCAUUUCAUGAA